AUGUCAGCCAGUGAUGCCCCUCCGCUCAAACGUGCACGUCGCAGCUCGCCGCGUCCUGAGGCCGGUGCUACGUCCGCUCUUCGUACCCCCGUUAAUACGCCGGGGGGCAGCGAUUCUGGUCCUAUAACAUCCGGAUUAGCAGUGGCCGUCGACCCCGCGGCUGAUACCACGUAUUCUGGCGAGAGCGAUGUAACUACGGACAUGGUGCGGGUUAGGCGAUGGGUAGGCGGGAGGGUGACAGGUCGUCUCGUGGACAAUUUUUUAGACUUCAAGCAUCUUGCGCGGGCCACGUUCUCACUCUCUCGCCUCCCGAGUAUGCUUUCUUGGGGGCCUAAACUGAAUUGCGCAGAUUACUCCGGCGUUUUGUGCUGGUGGUCUACUCCCUUGGUCGUAUGGGCGGUCGGUUAUUUACAGAGUGUGAAGUAUUAUACGGGUCCGGACGAGCCGCUGCCGGUGACUACUGUGACACUUGAGCUUAUGCGCGAUACAGACGACAGGGCGUUGCACCAAUUUGCGGCUGUGUGGGACAUAGAGCUAUCUUCCCGUUCCACCUUUGAGGCACGCUGGACUUCUACCGGCGCCGCGGGUUUGAUGGCGUCGGGCAUCCACGAAAAGUCUUUUGACAGCGCGUACGAUGCGACUGCUUCGUACACUUCCAAGGAACGUAUGGAUCGUCUUCCCGUGUCUGAUUUUGUCGUCGGCGAUAUUGUGCUUGUCGAGUGCAAAUUGAUUCGCAACGGUGGCGUUGAGGGAUACCCUAGCGAUGCGACUGCAGUGCCGGCCUCCUGGUUCAGCUUGGAGGCCAUGUCUCGAUUGCAUUGUCGACCGCGCGCCAAAAUGUUUCAGCGCGCGGCAUGUUUGCUCGCCCCGACGGUCGCCCGCGUCAAUACGCAUGUCCGUACUGGUGUUGGGUAA
This is a messenger RNA of Trametes versicolor FP-101664 SS1, 915 nucleotides long. RefSeq lists its product as uncharacterized. NCBI's taxonomy places the organism in Eukaryota, Fungi, Basidiomycota, Agaricomycetes, Polyporales, Polyporaceae. The coding region runs from base 1 to 915 and encodes 304 amino acids. The transcript is spliced from 6 exons. The record is from RefSeq and is a predicted model, not a curated record.